Molecule: messenger RNA, 1170 nt
Organism: Komagataella phaffii GS115
Lineage: Eukaryota; Fungi; Ascomycota; Pichiomycetes; Pichiales; Pichiaceae
Exons: 1
Coding region: 1-1170 (389 amino acids)
Molecular function (GO): protein binding
Source: RefSeq, a predicted model, not a curated record
AUGAUACGUCUGGGGCUUUUGAGAAGGUUCCACAUACUUAUACCUACACAAGGGAACUUUAAGAACAAACUGAAUGUGGCUACCAAGUAUGGAACAAUCAAAAAGACCCUGUCCAAGACCCAACUGAAAAAGAUACAGAAACAAGAUGAUGCUAAACUUAUGGCUAAGAACAAGAAGCAACUGGCUCCAGCCGCUGCACUAAAACUGGCUAAAAGUAUUCUCAACAGUGAUUCCUUGGAUCGGGUAGAUCCCACGGUAAAAUUAAGUUUACAAGAUCUUCAAAGCCUAUAUCAGAAUCCUAAUCGAAGAUUAUUGUAUAACUUUCUGGGGACUUCCGGCGACCAAUUGAACGAUUCAUACGUGGUUGAAAAAGAUGUUUUGAAGCUCCUAGAGCGUGAUGACUUGCCGAGGGCUCUGUAUUUGGUCAGACUCGCCAAGGAUAAUGGUAUCGUUGGAAUGAACAGGAUUAUGCACUAUUUGUUGAAACGAGAUAAAAUCAGCUUAACAUUUCAAUUGAUUGCACUGCGUAAGAAAUGGGGUGUUGCAACUAACAGCUUAACAUACACGAUAAUUUUUCAAGGUUGUGCGAAAGCAGAGUCUAACUUGAACUUGGCUCAAUCAAGGCAACUCGUUGCAUUGUUGCAAAAAGCUCACAAAGAUAGACUAGCUAACGUCAUUCACUUGAAUGCUCUGCUUGAUGCACUUUUAAAGUCCGAGAAACUUCCCUUGGUAUGGGAAGUAAAGGAACUGUUCAUAGAUACUCUACCAAAGAUAGAGCCCGAUGCAAUCACAUAUACCCUACUAUUCAAGGCUCUGGGAAAAUCAGAAAACAACAAAGAAGCUUUAGAAACGGCUAAUUCUCUAUGGGAGGAAAUUGUACAUAACAGGAAGGUCAAGAUAGAUUCGUACUUGGCUAGGGCCUACGCCUUGCUGUACUUGAGGUCAAAAAAUAUUGAGUUGAUAAAACGUGGAAUAAUAAUCCUGCGAUCGUACUACGACGUGUGUCCUGUUAAUGAGGUCGAAAAUAUUUCCAUGAAGCCUCCUAAAAAGGCUACCACUGUGCCUGUAUUGCUUCCUGUUGACACCAUAAACCCUAGAAAAUUACGUUUUCAACCUGAUAAAGCUGUGGAAGAAAUCUUGCAGCAUUCAUACAUGAGAUUGACGAAAUAA